AUGAUUUGCAAGCGGAAUCGUAGCUAUCAGCUCUUAGGAUGUCCACAACUAACAAGUCAAAAUUCGCACGAAAUUGUAGCCGAUGGUCCAAUAUCCAUCUGGCAUUAUACAGAUGAUGAUUUCAAUACCAACGAUCAGUAUGCAUUCCAGAUACUUCGAGAAUUAGUUCCAAUGUUUUUCGUUACAUACAAUCAUCAGACAUCGAUUAUUACGCAGUCCACCAUACCGAUCUAUAUCCCGUCCGAUUUAAAUGUUAUUGUCAAUGUAAUUUCUGAAAAUUCAUCGGGCAUGAAAUCGAUAAUUUUUGUCUUCAUACAUCAUUUUCAGGAUUCAAAAUUACUUGCAAAAAUACUUUGUAGUUUGUUUUACACGCCGAGAUUUGGAAAAUUAGCCCGACACGUAAAGCCCAGAAAGAGGAAGAUGGCCCACCCUUGCGAACUGAGCCUUUUUAUGCGUUUUUUGCAGUGCAAACAACGCAAAAAACGCAUAUUGACGAGGGGUUGUCUGUGUGUGCGUCUGUCACGCUUUUUCAUCUCAAGGCCAACAAAAGUCUGA
Gongylonema pulchrum is the source of this 555-nucleotide messenger RNA. The record is from the annotation of a GenBank genome assembly. Lineage: Eukaryota; Metazoa; Nematoda; Chromadorea; Rhabditida; Gongylonematidae.